AUGCCACCUCACGAGGGCCUCGUUCAUCCACAAGAGUACGACUGGAGAGACUCCAACAUCGAGCUUAUCAACUCAGACAUCGAUCAUAAAGUCAAGUUCCAAUCUGCAGCCAGUGAGCCUGCAUGGAAUAACGGCACCGUUGGCAAUCAGGCAGGCCUCUUCGUCUGGCGCAUUGAUGACUUCGAGGUUGUACCCUGGCCGCGUGAGAAAACGGGUAGCUUCCAUGAAGGCGACUCCUACAUCGUGCUCCACUCUCAGCAAGUCAAAGGCGACGCAGAAAUGCACCUGAUCCACGAUAUCUUUUUCUGGCUCGGUCGCGCGACAACGCAAGACGAAGCCGGGACCGCAGCCUACAAAACAGUCGAGCUUGAUGAGUUCCUUCACGGCUCGGCUACCCAGCACCGCGAACUGCAAACAUCGCCCUCCGAUGCCUUCUCUGCCCUGUUCCCACGCCUGAAAAUCUUGCGCGGCGGUGUGCGCUCUGGCUUUACCCACGUCGAGACGAAUGACGAGCCGCAGCGCACUGACAACCUUCUUCGCGUGUUCAAGCACCCCAGUCCGACUGCUGGACGCGACGCAAUUCUCGUCCAUGAAGUCGAGCCAACGUGGCACAGUCUGGACGAAGAGGAUGUGUUCAUACUGGACAAGGGUGACAAGAUAUUUGUUUGGCAGGGGCGCAAGUGCUCACCCAUGGAAAAACUCAAGGCUGCCCAAGUGGUUCAGGAUCUGACCAUCGCGAAACAUGUCAACGUUGAAGUGCUGAGCCAGGAGGAGGCGAGGAGUAAAGUCAUAGUGGACUGCCUUGGGGGCCAAAGCUUGGACUUUGGCACACGAUUCGAGUGUGCACGACCGAUAUCUACUGCUAGCGAGAGAAAUGUCAAGAAGCUGUUUAGGCUGAGUGAUACGGGGGGUCAUCUUGCGUUCAAUCUCGUCAAGCAGGGUAAUGGAAUUGGAAAAGAAGACUUGGACGGCGAUGACGUAUUCUUGUUGGAUGUGGGAAAGAGCAUCUGGGUGUGGGAAGGCAGCAGAGCAAGUCGAGCGGAAAGGUCAAUGUGGUUGAAAGUCGCGCAAAGGUAUCUGGGUACGCAGCCCGAUGCGAAGGAUCUGAGUAUUGCAAAGGUCAAACAGGGCAACGAGGGAAGAGCUUUCUGGACGGCCGUGGCGAUAUGA
Molecule: messenger RNA, 1170 nt
Organism: Ascochyta rabiei
Lineage: Eukaryota; Fungi; Ascomycota; Dothideomycetes; Pleosporales; Didymellaceae
Exons: 1
Coding region: 1-1170 (389 amino acids)
Molecular function (GO): actin filament binding
Source: RefSeq, a predicted model, not a curated record